CGUGAUACCCUUAUCGACUUGGAUCAUGACAUCGUCAUUUCUCCGCUCGACUUCCGUUGGCUUUCCACGCUGCGUUUUCACUGGUCCGAUAGUCCACUUGCAGGCUCAUUGAAACAGCUGCUUCAACACGAGUACAACCUGGAAUAUUCGAAGUUGCUCAGGCGAAAGAGGAAUUCGGACAAAGAGUCUGCUUACAUGAAAUGCGAAACUACAUCUCAACCACAUUCCAUGAUUUUGCAAGAGCCCCAAGAAGAAUCAAAGAGAGAAGAAAGCACCGAUAAUACAUCUGAUGAAGAGGAGACAAAGGACGAAGAUAAAGUAGAGGAAGAAGCGAAAGCCAAAAUAAUUGCAGGAGAAGAUAGUGGCGAGGAAAUCGAACAAGCAGUGAAUACUGUAGACAUCACUUCCUCGGUCAGAAUUACUUCAAAUAGUAUAGAGCAAAACGGAAUCACUAGACGCGAAAUCGGGCCGGGUCCAGACAUUUCGACGAGACGAGUUUUAAGCCUAGGCCAGUUGCCGACGGCCCCUCUUCUUGAAGAGGAUCAGGGGGCAACUGAUCUUGUCUCCCGACUCGAUUGCUUGUCGCUUCGGAUGUUACUCGCUCAAGUCGACUAUGGCUUUGAGUACCUUGGAACGUCUAGCCGACUUGCCAUCACCCCACUUACAGAGAGAUGCUACCUGUGCAAUUUGCUCAAAUGA
Messenger RNA from Protopolystoma xenopodis, 699 nucleotides. NCBI's taxonomy places the organism in Eukaryota, Metazoa, Platyhelminthes, Monogenea, Polystomatidea, Polystomatidae. The record is from the annotation of a GenBank genome assembly.